GGCGGCGGCAGCAGGCGCGGUGUGUGUUUUAAACUCAAAUGGGUGAUGAAAAGGACUCUUGGAAAGUGAAAACUUUAGAUGAAAUUCUUCAGGAAAAGAAGCGUAGGAAGGAGCAAGAAGAGAAGGCAGAGAUAAAACGCAUAAAAAAUUCUGAUGAUCGAGACUCAAAGCGAGAUUCCCUUGAGGAGGGGGAGCUGAGAGAUCACCGCAUGGAGAUAACGAUCCGGAAUUCCCCCUAUAGGCGAGAAGAUUCUAUGGAAGAUAGAGGAGAGGAAGAUGACUCCUUGGCUAUCAAACCACCCCAGCAAAUGUUCCGGAAGGAAAAAACUCACCACAGGAAAGAUGAAAAGAGGAAAGAAAAGCGUAGACACCGAAGCCAUUCGACAGAAGGGGGGAAGCACGCCAGGGUGAAAGAGAAGGAAAGAGAGCAUGAGCGGCGGAAACGGCAUCGUGAGGAGCAGGAAAAGGCUCGACGCGAGUGGGAGAGGCAGAAGCGGAGGGAGAUGGCCCGGGAGCACUCCAGGAGAGAGAGGCAUAUGAUUGCUUCCAGGGACCGCCUUGAACAACUGGAGCGCAAACGGGAGCGGGAGCGGAAGAUGAGGGAGCAGCAGAAAGAGCAGAGGGAACAGAAGGAGCGGGAGAGGCGAGCUGAGGAGAGACGCAAAGAACGAGAAGCGCGGCGGGAAGUGUCUGCCCACCACCGGACCGUGAGGGAAGACUAUGGAGACAAGGUGAAAGUGAGCCACUGGAGCCGCAGCCCGUUACGGCAGCAGCGGGAACGAUUCGAGCAAGCGGACAGCAGGAAGCCAGUGAAGGAGGAGCAGCCCGAAGAGAGAGACCCCCUCUCCGACCUGCAGGAUGUGAGCGACAGCGAGAGGAAAACAAGUUCAGCGGAAUCUUCCUCAGAGUCUGGAUCGGGCUCCGAGGAAGAGGAGGAAGAAAGUAGCAGCGAGGAGUCGGAGGAGGAGGAGGAAGAGGAAGAGGAGGAGGAGGAGGAAGAAGAGGAGGAGGAAGAGGAGGAGACGGGCAGCAAUUCUGAGGAAGCCUCAGAGCAGUCUGCCGAGGAAGUGAGUGAAGAAGAAAUGAGUGAUGAAGAGCGAGAGAAUGGGAACCACGUCUUAGUUGAGUCGAGAUUUGACCGGGAUUCGGGCGAGAGUGAGGAAGGCGAGGAAGAGGUGGGAGAGGCGACUCCCCAGUCCACUGCCAUGACGGAGGGAGAGUACGUUCCCGACUCUCCGGCCGUGUCACCCGUCGAGCUACAGCAGGAGCUCCCCAAGUACCUCCCUGCGCUGCAGGGCUGCCGCAGUGUGGAGGAAUUUCAGUGUCUUAACCGAAUCGAGGAAGGGACCUACGGGGUGGUCUACAGGGCGAAGGACAAGAAAACCGAUGAGAUUGUGGCCUUGAAGCGGCUGAAAAUGGAAAAGGAGAAAGAAGGUUUUCCCAUCACAUCUCUCCGGGAGAUCAACACCAUUCUAAAGGCCCAGCACCCCAACAUUGUCACAGUCCGGGAGAUCGUGGUGGGCAGCAACAUGGAUAAGAUCUACAUCGUGAUGAACUACGUGGAGCACGAUCUCAAGAGCCUGAUGGAAACGAUGAAGCAGCCGUUCCUACCAGGGGAGGUGAAAACCCUCAUGAUUCAGUUACUGCGGGGAGUCAAGCAUCUCCACGACAACUGGAUCCUGCACCGCGACCUCAAGACCUCCAACUUGCUCCUCAGCCACGCCGGCAUCCUAAAGGUGGGGGACUUUGGCCUCGCCCGGGAGUACGGGUCCCCCCUGAAGGCCUACACGCCGGUUGUUGUGACGCUGUGGUACCGGGCCCCAGAACUGCUGCUGGGUGCUAAGGAGUACUCCACUGCCAUCGACAUGUGGUCAGUGGGCUGUAUAUUUGGGGAGCUCCUGACGCAGAAACCGCUCUUUCCGGGAAAGUCCGAAAUCGACCAGAUCAACAAGGUGUUUAAGGACCUGGGCACGCCAAGCGAGAAGAUCUGGCCCGGCUACAACGAGCUGCCGGCGGUGAAGAAGAUGACGUUCACCGAGUAUCCCUACAACAACCUGCGCAAGCGUUUCGGCGCCCUCCUCUCCGACCAGGGAUUCGACCUCAUGAACAAGUUCCUGACCUACUACCCUGGGCGAAGGAUCACCGCCGAGGACGGCCUGAAGCACGAGUAUUUCCAAGAGACGCCCCUGCCCAUCGACCCAUCCAUGUUCCCCACGUGGCCUGCCAAGAGCGAGCAGCAGCGGGUGAAGCGGGGGACCAGCCCCCGCCCUCCAGAGGGUGGCCUAGGCUACAGUCAGCUGGGGGACGAUGACCUCAAGGACACGGGCUUCCACCUCACCACCACCAACCAGGGGGCUUCUGCCGCCGGGCCGGGCUUCAGCCUCAAGUUCUAAGCCAGCGGCCACCCGGGGACGUGACGUGGACUGGGGCCUGCUGCCGGGGGUGAGACCGACGGUGAUUUCCGCUCACGGCUGCGCUCCCCCCACCUCCCUACCCCCACGGCACCGGGGAGCCUUAGGGUGGGGGCCUGAGCUCAGCAGGUCAGCCCUAGGACGCUCUCGGGCCUUUACGGCUGGUUUUCUCCCCUCCCCACCUUUUUCUGAGCUCGUACCACUUGGAGUGAAACUCCAUUUUCCCUACUGAGUGUCGGGAAGGGGUGGGGCCGCGUCCAGAGCCCGGCCAUGUUCGACUCGGGUCCUAGCGGCCUUGCCAGGGUCAGUGUCGCGCUGGGGGUACCGUGAACCCAGGCCCCGUCACCCCAGACGGGCACUACUGUAGGAGAGUGAUGGCUGUGGGAGAGG
Messenger RNA from Tachyglossus aculeatus (Australian echidna), 2801 nucleotides. Its product is annotated as cyclin-dependent kinase 11B. The record is from RefSeq and is a predicted model, not a curated record. Gene Ontology annotation, biological process: protein phosphorylation; regulation of mitotic cell cycle. The transcript has 20 exons. The coding region runs from base 39 to 2393 and encodes 784 amino acids. Gene Ontology annotation, molecular function: cyclin-dependent protein serine/threonine kinase activity; ATP binding. Gene Ontology annotation, cellular component: nucleus. NCBI's taxonomy places the organism in Eukaryota, Metazoa, Chordata, Mammalia, Monotremata, Tachyglossidae.